Messenger RNA from Glarea lozoyensis ATCC 20868, 1209 nucleotides. RefSeq names its product Zn2/Cys6 DNA-binding protein. Gene Ontology annotation, biological process: regulation of DNA-templated transcription; aflatoxin biosynthetic process. The record is from RefSeq and is a predicted model, not a curated record. Gene Ontology annotation, cellular component: nucleus. Gene Ontology annotation, molecular function: DNA-binding transcription factor activity, RNA polymerase II-specific; zinc ion binding; DNA binding. The transcript has a single exon. Bases 1 to 1209 code for a protein of 402 amino acids. Lineage: Eukaryota; Fungi; Ascomycota; Leotiomycetes; Helotiales; Helotiaceae.
AUGUCGUCGAAACGCACUGAACCUUUAAUGCCAAGAAAGAAACUAAAGGAGAGUUGCACUCAAUGUGCCUCUGCCAAAGUCCGAUGCUCAAAAGACAAACCACAGUGUACUCGGUGUGAGGACAGGAACUCCGUCUGCUCCUAUGGAAUGUCCCAACGGUCUGGUCGAAGAGCCGGGCCCUCUUAUCAUUGUAGUCCAACGCACUUAAACAAGGCUGGGGCGAGUGGCCAACCCAGACCCGAUAUCGACGGCAAUGUUAAUAUGUUUACGUCCCCCUCGGACUUCUAUCUUGACCGGGGACUUUGGUCUGCUUGUGAAUCUUUAGGCUGGGAUAUGAUGGAUAUCAAGAGUCCCUCUAGUCUCAGUCCUGGAUCACAACUGCUAAGUGAUGAAAGCUUGACGUCGCUGGACCAAUGGAUGGAUAUGGGAUCCGAUCACUGCAGCGCUUUGAGUGUCAACGAUCACAAUAUACAUGAUAUCUCAAUGCCUCAGCACACCUCUAUGCAACAGACAACAUCACCGUCAACCUCAACCUCAACACCAAUGUCAACACCUUUGAACAUAAUUAGCUCUCCAAACAAAGGUUCCGCUUCCUGCUAUGAAACAGCAACACACGUCAUUGGCGCCAUCAAUUCAGCUCCAAAAUCAUGUUCACUGGCAACAAUCACUAGUGAAAUCUCAAGACCUCAGCAAACAAUUGAGCAAGUCAUCGACGCAAACAGAACCAGCAUCGAAUCCGUAACCAUCAUUCUCAAUUGUCCCUGCGCAACCGAUCAAAACCUCCUAUCCCUCAUAACGUCCAUUGUGUUCAAAGUCAUCCAACUAUACCACUCAGCCGCGCAUACCUCUCCCGAACCACACCCACAGAAAAGUCUCAUCGUUGAUACUUUUAUCAGACAGACAGCUCAUCAUGUGCCGCCUGUAAGUGCCGGCACCCCGAUUGAGAACACGCAGCUGGAUACAUGCAGUGACGUGCCGAGGAUGAGAGCGCAACUUAUAUUGGGAGAGAUACAUCGUGUAGUGAGACUGGUGGAGUUACUUUCACAACGUUUUCAAGAGGCCAGGAUGACCAGUAAUAGGGUGGGCAAUGAUGAAGAUGAGGCUGGUGAGGGGAAUUGGAUUUCUGCAAGUGUAUUUGUGCAGUUGGAAGCGGAUCUAAGGCAGCGGUUGAGAGUUGUAGUUAAAGAUACGAUGGCUGUUCUGAGGUAG